AUGCACCCGUGUAGGGCGAAGUUUUACAAGUCCGAUUGGUCGGACGGAGUCAACCGCAAGUCCUUGCCGGCAAUCAUGUUUUUCUACUUCACUUGCCUCCUCCCGGCGGUGGCGUUCGGGGGAAUUGCGACCCAGGUAACCCAGGGUACGCUAGGCGUGAUCGAGUACGUGGUGUCGUGCGGUCUGGGGGGGAUGACGUACGCGGCUUUCGGCGGCCAGCCAAUGACGUUCAUCGGCCCGACGGGGCUCACGCUGACGUUCAUGACGUCACUCUACAGGUGCCUCGGUGCAUUCAUGAUUGAUUGGUGGU
This is a messenger RNA of Ectocarpus sp. CCAP 1310/34, 310 nucleotides long. The record is from the annotation of a GenBank genome assembly. NCBI's taxonomy places the organism in Eukaryota, Phaeophyceae, Ectocarpales, Ectocarpaceae.